AUGACCACUAGCCACGUCCAGUCGGAUUCCGGCUCCACAAACUCGGAGGGUCACCAAACUAAGGAUCCUCAAGCUCAAACUCAACAUGAGAGCAGCUCGUCCGAUCCCACUCAAGAGAAGAUAGCGACUGAGCAGGGCGGAGAGAGCGAGUCGAACGACUCCAACGAGGACUUCAAGGGCGCUAUUCCAAAAGAACUUCUACCUAUCAACCUUGCCGGCGCAGGACUCUACGCUAAGGUGUAUUACUGCAUCCCUCGUGAUUCCAUCCAACCCUAUCCCAACAUCGCGAAGCAUUCAGCCGAAAUACCGAAGAGCGUAAAGGAUCAAGUCUGCGUAGUGAAAGUGAUUGGCACCUCGAAAUCAGCCCAGAGGGCACAGAACGAAGUUUCAAUCCUUGAAAGACUCCAGCAGUCCAACGACUAUCCCCAAAAUCGUAUCAGUCAUUUCAUCAAGUGUGACAUCCAAACCACCAGACUCUCCUCAAUCACGAUAGGGGCAGUGUCGGGGCCGACAUUAUCUGGAUUCGAGAGGGCCUACAUGGAGCCGCGAGCUGACUGGGUGCCGAGAGAAUUCAUCUGGCAUAUUUUCCUUCAGCUGGGAGCGUCGAUACGCUUCAUCCACGACAUGAAAGUUACUCAUAACGAUAUCCACUCCGGAAACAUCAUGCUUGAUCCAGGAAGGCAGGACUUUCCCGGACUACCCAAUGUUGUUCUGAUAGACUUUGGGAGGGCCAGCGACUUCGAUACCGCCACCAAGAACCCGGAUGGCAAAUCAAAGGCCUUUACAAGUCGAGGAGAUAUGGCUCGUCACAUAGGCCAAGACCACUUCCACUUCUCUUGUGUCAUGCGCUCGCUCUGCGCGAGCAUAUGGAAAGCGGAAACCCGGGAAUGGCGUGGCUUUGUCGACCACUUGAAUGAGUAUGAAUCCCGGUUCACCCGUAAUAAGCUUACAGAGAACGAUAUUUCUACAUUUCUGGAGGACUUGUUUACUCAAUACGAGGGCCCUGCCGAUGCGGAACGCGAGCAAAUGAACCAGCAAGACAAAACGAACAUUAUGGAACACCUCUGGGAUGACAGGGUUCGCUCAAGGGGCCCCAGCGACGAGGAGAUACGCAAUGCCAUCAUGGCUGAGCUCGAAGAAGCAUAGGCUGGAGUAGUCUCUGGGAUUGCUGGCUUCUCUUUUUGCCCCCAUCCCAAACCGCCAUCUUUUAUUAUCGCAUAGAGCAUUACUAGAAACGUAAUACAAUAGUUUCUGCCGCAUUUGGCAUCCCCU
This is a messenger RNA of Mytilinidion resinicola, 1272 nucleotides long. RefSeq lists its product as uncharacterized. Bases 1 to 1146 code for a protein of 381 amino acids. Gene Ontology annotation, biological process: protein phosphorylation; mitotic DNA damage checkpoint signaling. Lineage: Eukaryota; Fungi; Ascomycota; Dothideomycetes; Mytilinidiales; Mytilinidiaceae. The transcript has a single exon. Gene Ontology annotation, molecular function: ATP binding; protein serine/threonine kinase activity. Gene Ontology annotation, cellular component: nucleus. The record is from RefSeq and is a predicted model, not a curated record.